Messenger RNA from Psylliodes chrysocephalus, 613 nucleotides. The record is from the annotation of a GenBank genome assembly. NCBI's taxonomy places the organism in Eukaryota, Metazoa, Arthropoda, Insecta, Coleoptera, Chrysomelidae.
CAAGUUCUUUCGGUGGCUUUAGAUUACCAAAUGAAUUAAAAUAUAUUAAUAUUAAAAUGCCAAACUUCACGUUUUUAGCAACGGCAGAAAGCUUUCUAGUUAUCGAAUGUAUAUAGGUCACAAAAACUUUUUGUGGAAAUUGAAGUUAAAUGAUAUGCAUAUUCCACCCACAUCAGGACACAAUCAGUAAACAAAUAGUGUAUGUAGUGACGUUUCCUAAUUUAAACAUUCAACAUAGUUUUAAUCUGCCAAUCAAAAAUGUUAAAGUUAUUAAUGCUCUAUUUCAAACAAACAGCGGACAGAUAUACCUGUUGUACAACCAUAAUAUAUACAUUGAAUUUAAUGAACCUGGAGAAAUACUUAAUCGUGAAAGAACAAGAGAUCUGUUUCCUGGAAUUCCUGAACAUCUAACUUCUGCAUUUAGAUAUAUAGAUGGACAUAUAUACUUUUUCUAUCGAAAUACCUACUAUAAAUACAGUGAAUAUACAAAAAAUUGUAGAAACAGGAACCCUCAGCUGGAAUCUGUUUGGCGUACCAUGUCCCUUCAUAUUGAAUCAAUUAAAAACUAUGUUAACAAAAAUAAUUUCGUUUUAUGAAUAAAAUAAUACUAAAG